This is a messenger RNA of Cicer arietinum (chickpea), 1412 nucleotides long. RefSeq names its product probable membrane-associated kinase regulator 6. The record is from RefSeq and is a predicted model, not a curated record. Lineage: Eukaryota; Viridiplantae; Streptophyta; Magnoliopsida; Fabales; Fabaceae.
UCAAAAAUAAAAACUCAUUCUCUCUAUAUCUAGAUAGCCACAUGACCUAUUCUUGGAGAGAGAUUAUAUAUUAAGGGGUGUAGUGUAUAAGUCAAAAUAUAUGUGCAUAAGAGGAGUUCCUUCUCAAAGCUAUACCUACCUUGUAUCCUCUUCCUUUAAUUUCCACUCUCAAAUUUGUCAAUUUUUCCUUUUAUUCACACCUUAAAAGUAGAAACCAUGGAAACUUCUCAACCUCUUUCAAUUGAAAGCUUCUCUUAUAGUUGGUUAGUUAACCUUAAGCCAUCACUAGAAAGCCUAGAUAGUUCCUUUAGAAUUUCUCUUGAUGCAUCUGAUGAAGCUUCCUUCAUUGAAAUGGACCCAAGAAUGCCACCUUCUAAAAGAUUCUUCAAGAAUAUUUCACAUGAUUCCAAUAAAUUUGAUUUUCCAACUUCACAAUCCCCUCUCACUCUUGUUCAUGCAGAUGAACUCUUUUCCAAUGGUUACCUCAUGCCAUUUUUUGUUGAAUCAUUGAAAAUGGAAGAAUAUGAAGCCUUAGAUUCCAAUACAAGUCUCAAUUCAUCUUCACAUGCAACAAAAAGUGUGGUAGUUCCUCUUGGUCAUUCUAGAUGUUCUUCUUUGAAAAGAUGCAGAACAUUAUCAAGGAGAAUAUUUUUGAAGUAUUUGAAUUUUUUAAGACCUUUAUGUAGAAGAUUAAGGGGUCAAAAACCAAGUUCAAAUAUUGAAACCGUUGCUAAAAGAGGUGAGGGUGUAAUGAAUUGGCGAUAUUAUAAUUCAGAAACAUCACCAAGAAUUAGUGUAGCUUUUUCUUCAGAUGAUUGGAGAAAGUCUUGUGAUUCUGAAAGCUCAAUACAUGAGGCAGUUCUCCAUUGCAAAAGAUCCAUUGAAAGAAUGAGUUAAGGAAGCAGCAUAGUGGAGAAGGUGAAGAUAAACUUUUUAUACUAUGAUGAAAAAAAAGAUGCCACUUUAUUGUUGUAGCUAAGUUUUUGUUUUUCAGUUAUGUGAAACUUUUUUUAUUAAUUUUUUCAAUUGGUGGCGGUAUCAUAUGGUUUCAAUGAUAGUAUAAGUCAAUGCAAUAAAAUAAAAUUAAAAAAAGAAAGAAAGGAAAGAUGAACACAACAAACAACAGCCCCAUGUGAGGUGAAGAAGUAUGAGACCAAAUUAUUAUCAGCCACUCAUAUUGUCUUCAAUAUUCUUCUAUAUGCUUAAAGGAUAUAUAUGUGAUUGGUUGGUCAUCAUUCAAGCCAAUGCACUAAAAAGAAGAUAGAGUUCAAUUUUAUUUUUUAAUGAUGUUGUUGAUAGGGGAGGAACAUUUUAGGCUCAGAUGAGAAUCUGCUUUCUUCAAUAAUUUCGGAAAUGUAAGCUAAAAUAAAUAAUCCAAUAUUUAUGUAUAUAAAUAUGACGUCAAAAAAAUA